Messenger RNA from Bubalus bubalis (water buffalo), 378 nucleotides. It is a transcript of the gene SMIM9, whose product is annotated as small integral membrane protein 9. The record is from RefSeq and is a predicted model, not a curated record. The transcript is spliced from 3 exons. Bases 1 to 378 code for a protein of 125 amino acids. NCBI's taxonomy places the organism in Eukaryota, Metazoa, Chordata, Mammalia, Artiodactyla, Bovidae.
AUGACUCCUCCAGUUCAGACAAAGCAGGCUUGCAAAGAGCCAAGGGAAAAACCAUCUGGCCUUGGCACAGGGGAGUCUGUAGAAGCCCUGAAGCUGCUGAGCAUCACAUUUCUGCUGUGCUCUCUGACUUGCCUCUUGCUGGAGACUGUUGCUUCCUCUGUGUCACUGCCACAACACUCAGUGGGUGUGUUUGCCGUUAUGAUGCAAGUUCCGGCCUCCAUAGGACCUAAGAUUCCCAUCGAAGAAAAUUCCAGGUCCUGGCUGAGCAACUUCAAGGAUUAUCUCUGCAAUCUCAUCAGGAGCCACAUCCCUCCAGCAGCCAUUUUUAUUUUUCUUAUUAUGUCAGCAAUACUGGGGAUCCUCUGCUGCCUCACGUAA